GUACAUCACUAUAACCGAUCAACAAAUUUUUUGACGUGUGCGGUGUAUUCGUGGUCGCGAUGUCUGCGUUAAAUAAUUUAUUAGUGUUAGCGACAAUAUCCUGCAUAUUAGUGUUUGUAAACACACAAUCAGUGCAUAGACGAUUUGAAUACAAGUAUUCUUUCAAGCCUCCUUAUUUAGCACAAAAAGAUGGAUCAGUUCCUUUCUGGGAGUAUGGUGGCAAUGCGAUCGCGUCGGGUGAGAGCGUGCGGCUGGCUCCGUCUAUGCGCAGCCAGAAGGGCGCCAUCUGGUCCAAGCACCCGCUGUCGUUUGAUUGGUGGGAGGUGGACGUGAUGUUCAAGGUCACCGGGAGGGGCAGGAUAGGAGCCGACGGGCUGGCAUUCUGGUACACGACGCAACGCGGUGACUACACGGGUGAAGUUUUCGGCUCCUCGGACCGCUGGAACGGGCUGGCGCUCAUCUUCGAUUCCUUUGACAACGACAACAAGCAUAACAACCCAUACAUAAUGGCCGUGCUCAACGAUGGGACGAAGGUGUUUGAUCACAAGAGCGAUGGAUCCACUCAGUUGCUGUCGGGCUGCCUGCGAGACUUCAGAAACAAGCCGUUCCCGACGCGCGCUCGCAUCGAGUACUAUCUCAACACGCUCACUGUAUACUUCCACAACGGCAUGACCAACAACGAAGCGGACUACGAGCUGUGUUUCCGCGCCGAGAAUGUGGUGCUCCCUCGCGGCGGCUACUUCGGGCUGUCGGCCGCCACCGGCGGGCUGGCCGACGACCAUGACGUCAUACACCUGCUGACUACGUCACUGCACACCACGCAGCAACAGGGCGGGCAGCAGAUCAGCGCGGACGAGCAGCAGAAGCUGGACCGCGAGUACCAGGAGUACCAACAGAAGCUCGAGCAGCAGAAGGACCAGUACCGCAAGGACCACCCCGACGAGAUGAAGGACAAGGAGAGUGAAUUCGACGACUGGUUCGAGUCGGACGGCCAGCGCGAGUUCCGACAGAUCUGGCAGGGGGUCAUGGCCUUACAAGACGCACUCCGUGACGUCAACAAGAAGGUCGAUGAGGUGAUCGGCAAACAGACCAACUCGCUGUCCCUCCUCAGCGCAGUAUACAGCCACACACAAGGACAGCCCAUACAGCCCGCCGCGCCCGGCCAGCCGCCUGCGCAGAUGCCGUCGCUGCCGAUCGGGCGGCACGACUGGGACGGGCUGGUGGCCAACAACCAGAUCAUGAUCAACACCAUCGCCGAGCUCAAAGGGUUCAUAAUCGAAGUGGCGCGUAAAUCAGACGCUCUGAUAGCGGCGAGCGGCGGCGCGCCGGCGGCUACGGCGGCGGGUGCCAUCAACCCGCAGUUCCUGAGCGAGAUGAGGGACUCCAUGCACCAGCUCAAACAGUCGGUCGCUGGCGUGGCGCAGAGGAUGUCCAACGCGCCUCAAGUGGUACAACAGCCGCUAUCGUCGUGCCCGGACGUGUCGUGCGUGAGCCUGGCGGGGCUGCUGGUGGUGGUGGCGGCGCAGCUCACGCUCAUGUUCUUCUACGCCGUCUACAAAGAAAGAAAAGAAGCGCAAGCGAAGAAAUUCUUCUGAAGGGAGUGACUGUGUAAAUGAAGCGUCUAUUACUAUACUGCUUGCCCUCUAUGUCACAAAUAUUACAUUAAAUAAUGUUAUUCUUAUCAUGAGAUUGCAAUUUUUACCAAUUU
Messenger RNA from Ostrinia nubilalis (European corn borer), 1708 nucleotides. RefSeq names its product protein ERGIC-53 (gene ergic53). Gene Ontology annotation, biological process: endoplasmic reticulum to Golgi vesicle-mediated transport. Lineage: Eukaryota; Metazoa; Arthropoda; Insecta; Lepidoptera; Crambidae. The transcript has 12 exons. Bases 60 to 1595 code for a protein of 511 amino acids. Gene Ontology annotation, cellular component: COPII-coated ER to Golgi transport vesicle; endoplasmic reticulum-Golgi intermediate compartment; endoplasmic reticulum membrane. Gene Ontology annotation, molecular function: D-mannose binding. The record is from RefSeq and is a predicted model, not a curated record.